CUCCCGCCAUGGCGUUGCCGACAACAAGUGGACAUCGAGUGCAUUGCUCGCUAUGUCGAUAGGUUUAGCUGUCUCGCGGCUGCUUUUUGCAGCCUGGCUCGCUGCCUUCCUGCAAAUACGCUGCAUCCAUGCGCGCUGCAGCGCUGAAUGCUACAAGCAUGCGACAUGCAACGAGGCGAUCGAUGGUGGCAGGUGCGACUGCCCCAAGCAGCUGGCCGGCCCCGACUGCAGCCUCGAGUCGGCGGCGCGCGUGUCGCCGCAUGAGCCCUGCCUCAACAACUGCACCGGGCGCGGCGUGUGCGCCUGGGGCGAGUGCGUGUGCCGGCGAGGCAACUUCGGCUCCGAUUGCUCGCUGUCGGUAGCGGCUGACGAUGUAGAUGGCGGUAGCAGCAGAAGCAGCAGAGGCAGAGACAGCGGCGGCAGUAGCCGGGGGCAGCAGCAGCAGCAGCCGCUCAAGCUACAGCUGCUGGCGGGUGGCAAUACGCCGUACGUGCCGCGGCGGCGGCGGCCGCACGUGUAUGUGUACGACAUCCCCCACAACCUGUCCUCUUGGCACCACCCCAAGAACAUGGACCGGGGCCUGCACUGGCUUUUCUGGCAGCGCCUGUUGGCCAGCGGCGCCAUGACGGCGGACGGCGACACCGCGGACUGGUACUACAUCCCGGUGAAGAUGCGGUCCACGUCGGACGGCGGGCGGCUGAUGGAGGCGAUCGAGUAUGUACGGCGCCACUGGCCGUGGUACGACAGGCUGCAGGGCCAGCGCCAUUUUGUCAUCCACACCGGCGACCUGGGCCGGGGCGAGGUCACGCGCAGCGUGCGUGAGGCCACCCCCAACCUGACCUGGCUCCACCACUGGGGCCUCACGGCGGACGCACCCCACUCGGGCUGGCGGGCGGCGCACAGGCCCGGCAAGGACAUCGUGUUGCCCAUACACAUGGGCAGCCGCUACAGCUCCCGGGCCGCCGGGCUGCACCCCCUGGCGCCGCAGCUGCCGCGCAGCAGUGGGCUGCUGUUCGUGGGCCGCAUCUGCGGCGACCGCUCCCAGCCCGACCCCGCGCGGGGCUGGCCGCACUGCGCCACGGACCGCAACGACGGCUACUCGCAGGGCGUGCGGCAGCAGGUGCACUACCACCACCACCACCGCCCCGGCUUCAAGGUGACCGCCAGCGACCCGCACUACGGCCUGGACCUACUGCGGUACAGGUGGUGCCUGGCGCCGUCGGGCGGCGGCCACGGCAACAGACAGACCGUGGUGACGCUGGCUGGCUGCUUGCCUGUGGUGGUGAGUGACGACGUUCUUCAGCCCUUUGAGCCGGAGAUGGACUGGGGCGGCUUCGGGCUGCGGGCGGCGCACAGCGACAUCCCGCGCCUACAUGAACUGCUGGCGGAGGCGGAACAGGAGGACGGCGGCGCGGGGCUGCGGGCGCGGGCGGACUCGCUCCCCUGCGCGGCGCAGCACCUGUUCUGGAGCGGCGUCAGCGGCGCCUUCAUGCAGGAGGACGGCAGGUGGGAUGCAUUCGAGUUCACACUGGAGAUCCUGCGCAUGCAGCAGACCUACCCGGAUCUGGAUCCAGCGCAGUACGCCGCACGGGACGAGCAGUUCCGUGCCUUUCUGUACUGCGGCGAGGCCGACGCGCCGAACGGCCGGUACGGCAUGGCGGCGUACGGCAGGAAAUGGCGGGCGGCAUGGCAGGAGCGGUACGGCGCUGCCAGCGCGGCGGUUGGCGAGUCGUUGGGAAUUCCAACCGACGCGGAUGAUGAGGAAGGUUGGAAAGCGCUGUACGACAGGGGUGGGCUGGAGGCGUUGAAACAGACGUACGGCGACGGUGCGGUGGCGGCGGCGGUACGGCAGGUGGCUGAUGACGAGCCGCGGCGGCGGGAGGGAAGGGAGGGGGGCUCGAAGGGGCGGGGAAGCGAGCGGGCGCAUGGCGAGGAGGACGAGGAGGAUGGCGGCGGUCGUGGCAGGCGGCGGCUGAACAGCAGCAGUAGUAGCGGCAGCCAUAGCAGUGGCAGUAGCAGCAGUAGCGGCGGUCACAGCAAUGGCAGUAGCAGCAGUAGCGGCGAGGGGCGGCCUUUAUGGACGAGGUGGGGGAGCCUGCUGCGGGCAGCGCUACUGGGGCGCGGCGGGGGCGCGACAGGAGAUGAGGAGGCGUUCAGGGGGGCAGGCGGCGCCGGUGGUGGCGGGGCUGGCCGCCGGCGCCGCGGCAUGAGCACUAGCGUGCGGCGGCUCACCGCGGCUGGCGGUGGGGGUGAGAGUGAGGGUGGGGGUGGGGGCCAGCAGCACUCGCUGCCGCUGUGCAGCAUCAGUGUGUGGGAUGCGGAGGAGGACCGGUGUGCGGGCGGGGCGCCGGGCGGCGCGGCGUGUGCGUGGCACCCCGCCCGGGAGGCGGACCUGGGGGGCUGCCCCCGCGCCUGGCCCUGACGCCCGAGACACACAUGCCGUACACAUACGCACGUGCACGCACACACACACACACACACACACACACACACACGCGCACACACACUCACACUUGCUUGGAAAGCACAGAAGGGAGAGGAAGCGGGCAUGCUGCAUGCUUCUACACUCGACGGUGUGUAUUUGUUGCUGUGGCGGUAGAUGUGGGGCCGUGUGUGUGUGCCACUGUGCCGGAGCAUCCGGCAAGCCAGGAAUGCCAGGAGCGAGUGGGUUGUGCGGAAUCAGGGCCAGGGUCAGCGGCGCUUGUAACGAGGCGCGCGUGCAUGGCGAGGCGGAGCAGCGGCUGCGGGAGAGUGGGAGACGUGGUGCAUGCAGGGGGGGAGGAGGGCCAGCAGCCAGCCUUGGUGGGUUUCAAGGGCGGGCGGAUGAAGCACUUGAUGCGCUCCUAGCGACCGUUGGGCUCGCACUGGCUCACACCUUCCAAUCAAGCGGGUGUUGGCUAGGAUCUCGUGCCCC
Messenger RNA from Chlamydomonas reinhardtii, 2914 nucleotides. RefSeq lists its product as uncharacterized. The transcript has 16 exons. Gene Ontology annotation, molecular function: glycosyltransferase activity. The coding region runs from base 53 to 2422 and encodes 789 amino acids. The record is from RefSeq and is a predicted model, not a curated record. NCBI's taxonomy places the organism in Eukaryota, Viridiplantae, Chlorophyta, Chlorophyceae, Chlamydomonadales, Chlamydomonadaceae.